CUCCUUCACGCUGCUGACAAGCAUUCGAAUCUCUCCUUGCCACUUAAGCUCGGAAGUGCGAUUCUUCAGCAACUUCCAUGGCGCGAAAAACUCUCUGUUCGCCUUUAUCAGAAGAGCGAGGGAUCCUAUUACCGACUUUAAUGAAAGAGCAGGUGAGAGGAGAAAGAGAUUCUAAUUGCAGAGAAAAACAGAGCAAAGAUCGAUUCAUAUCAACAUUGGAGGUUCGAAUUCGAGUGUUCAUCUUGCCCUAGAAGGAAAACAGCACCGCGAGAUUUGUUCAUCAGAGCAGACAUUUGAUUUUUUCUGUGAAUUUUAUCCUCCUAAAUCUGAAAUGGGCCACGAUAACGAUCCGAACAUAGAUGAAGGCGGAGAGGCGCUCAUGGAUUCAUAUGGCGUUCAUUCGGAUAGGCAGCCCUCCCAUUACACCGGAAAUCAAUUUGACAUUGAAAGCGGCCACGAAUGGCGUAUUGAACCGUCGCCCACACCGGCGCCUGUUGAGAACAAGCUCGGAAAGCAGAGGAAGAGGUUGGUCAAGAAGAGCGCUGCAGAGAGCUUAUCCGAGCGUAGCGGGAACCCAGCCGGACAGGCGUUUGGUGGUGAUGAAUUGAACGAUUGGAAUGAGGAGGAACCGGUGAAUAAAAGAAGGUCGUCUUCAGGAGAGAAAGGGAAGGAGUUGUGCGUAAAGAUGAAGAGCAAAGUGUUAUCGAAGGAAAGCCAAGUUGGUGCAAAAGCAUCCUCUUCCAGAUCAAAGGGUUAUGGAGUUGGUUCAGCUGAUCAUGAAAUCGAUCCUGAGCUGCACGAAUUAUGGAACAAUGUCGCCGGUCAUGAUUUAGAGAAUAGAUCAAUAUUCAACAAGCGCACUAGAAAUGAAGACCUGCGGAGUUAUGAGGAUGAGAGAAUUUCUUAUAGGAGGAAAAAGUUACAUCAGGCUUCUCUUAGAGAAUGUGCUUCUCUGCCAGAAACAUUACCAUUGGAUUUUGUUGUGCAUCCGCCAUCAAAAGUAAAUUGGGAAGAAGUACGUGCACGAACUAUUAGAGCAGCUAUGAAAGCUAAGAAAGAUAAGAUGCGUCGAAAGCGUCGACGACCAUUUGAUCCACUAAUUGCUCAAAGGAGGCGUCCUUUGUUUAAAGUGCAAUCUUCAGCGUACUAAAGAACCAAGUUUAAAAAUGAGCUUUUAUAUUUGAAGAUUUACACUUGAUUGUUAUACACACACACAAAUGUUGACUUAGGAUCAUC
Messenger RNA from Phalaenopsis equestris, 1236 nucleotides. RefSeq names its product protein IWS1 homolog 1-like. The coding region runs from base 332 to 1150 and encodes 272 amino acids. NCBI's taxonomy places the organism in Eukaryota, Viridiplantae, Streptophyta, Magnoliopsida, Asparagales, Orchidaceae. Gene Ontology annotation, biological process: brassinosteroid mediated signaling pathway; regulation of DNA-templated transcription elongation. The transcript has 5 exons. The record is from RefSeq and is a predicted model, not a curated record.